AUGUGCUUCCUCUCGGUGCUCCUCUUGACGGCAGCCAUCGGUGUACUCCUUCUCUCGAUGACCACGACUAUCGCUGCGCUCAACAUCUCGGCCGACGAGCGCCGUGAGCUCUCGACCGACUUGACGCUCUGGCAAAAGAAGUUCGGCAACGACGACCACGUGCGCACCGUCACGGCGUCGGCCAACGUGACGCACAAUGCUCUUCUUGGGCGAUUGAAGGCGGCCAAGGACAAGCUGCCGGCGCUUCGUGCGGCCAACCCGUACGCAACGUUCAGCCAUUUGACCAAGUUUGCGCUGCUCACCGACAAAGAGUUUGCGCAGUUCGCCUCCGAGGCGUCUCCGGGUGUCCUGCCGUCGCCCGGUCACCUCGCAUCGGCGGCGCGGUUGAAUCGCAGUGCGCCUGUCGGGGGCGUCAUCGUCGACACGGUCGAUUGGACAACGCCGCCGUCUUGCGUGCCGCCGGUCCAGUACAAAGGUAAAUGCGCUAGCAACUGGGCGAUUGCAGCGGCGGCGGCGGUCUCGACGACGCACUGCCUCGCAACGAGCGAGAUCAUCAACCUCUCGGCGCAGCUCACGACGAGCUGCGCGUAUCCAGGCGGCCCUGACGGCUGCCAAGGCGCCGGAAUUGCGCAAGACGCUAUGCGCUGGCUCGUGUCGCAGUCCAAGUCGCUCUGCGCCGAGUCCGCGAUCCCGUACACGUCGGGCGGCACCGGGUCAGCGCCGUUUUGCAGCGACAACACCAAGUGCGCCGGGACAAUUUCGCUCCGUGCCGGUCCGAUCAUGACGAUGAACGGCGAAGACGCCCUUGCCCGGCAGCUCCAAUUGCAGCCCGUCGUCGCUUAUGUCACGACCCUCAACAACGUGUGGAAGAUGUACACCGGCGGCAUCGUCUCGUGGUGUCCGCCAACCGUGUACGUCGACCAAGCCAUGCUUGUCGUUGGCUACGGCACCGAGGCCGUCGACGACGGCACAAAGUCGGUCGGUUUCUUCAAGGUCCGGAACGCGUGGGGCACCGACUGGGGCGAGCGCGGCCACAUUCGACUCCAAAGAGGGCUCAACCGCGAGACAGGCACCUGCAAGCUCGCCAUGUACCUUGCCUACUCGGUGCUGCCGUCGUCAAGACGAAGCGAUGCGACGGCAGGAGCGAUCCCGCACACACCAACGAUGACAACCCGGGGCGAGCGUGCACCGACCACACAGCCCACAAUUGAUGUCGAGGGCGCUUGAGCGUAGGAGGCACCAGAACGUGCCACGUAGGAUUCGAAACGUCGAUACCUUGAUAUUAACGUUAAAACCAAAUUCAGUGCCUUUGCAACUAGGCAA
Messenger RNA from Saprolegnia diclina VS20, 1323 nucleotides. RefSeq lists its product as hypothetical. The transcript has a single exon. NCBI's taxonomy places the organism in Eukaryota, Oomycota, Saprolegniomycetes, Saprolegniales, Saprolegniaceae. Gene Ontology annotation, cellular component: lysosome. The record is from RefSeq and is a predicted model, not a curated record. Gene Ontology annotation, molecular function: cysteine-type endopeptidase activity. Bases 1 to 1227 code for a protein of 408 amino acids.